GUCUAAUCCGUUUUUGUCAAAUUUUUAUUUUACUUUAAACUAAAACACAAAAAAGAUAUCAUUAAAAUCAGUUGACGUCUCAAACUACGAUGGGAACUAACAAUUGCCGUGUUGCUUUCUAGAGGGACAUCUAUUGUGAACGCACGCCAUCGAGCGCAUUUUCCAUUUUCAACAUUUGGAUGUGUUUGUUUUUAAAUGUUGCUUUGGUAUUGUAGAGCGAAACGCAUUGAUAUUUGGAAAUAAUCAACAUUAAACCGGAUACGUCUGUGUGGCGUUUAAUGUCAUGGCUUUAACGGUGGACUUCCGGACUAAAGUUGAUCAGUCAUGCAGAUACUCUGAAGAAUUCGUCAAUAUCUAUUAUGACUGUAUGGAUAAAAAACGAAGGCAUUUGACGAGGCUGUAUCUGGACAAAGCAACACUGGUGUGGAAUGGCAAUGCUGUCACAGGACAAGAUGCUCUGGGUGAAUUCUUUGAAUCCCUCCCCUCCAGUGAAUUUCAGGUCCACACUCUUGACUGCCAGCCUGUUCAUGAGCAUGCAACUCAAGGCCAAACCACAUUGUUGGUGGUCACAGCUGGCUCCGUGAAGUUUGAUGGAAACAAACAGAGAUUUUUCAACCAGAAUUUCUUAUUAACUGCCCAAGCCUCCCCUAACAGUGACCAGCCUGUUUGGAAAAUUGCGAGUGACUGUUUCCGCUUUCAAGACUGGGCAAACUGACUUUUUUUGUAUAGCUUUAUCUUUUGUAAACAAGAAGCAAUUUAUGUAUGCAUAAUAAACAAAACCAUGACACG
Molecule: messenger RNA, 789 nt
Organism: Misgurnus anguillicaudatus (oriental weatherfish)
Lineage: Eukaryota; Metazoa; Chordata; Actinopteri; Cypriniformes; Cobitidae
Gene: nxt2
Product: nuclear transport factor 2-like export factor 2
Biological process (GO): nucleocytoplasmic transport
Source: RefSeq, a predicted model, not a curated record